Messenger RNA from Daktulosphaira vitifoliae (grape phylloxera), 1475 nucleotides. It is a transcript of the gene Nemp, whose product is annotated as nuclear envelope integral membrane protein 1. NCBI's taxonomy places the organism in Eukaryota, Metazoa, Arthropoda, Insecta, Hemiptera, Phylloxeridae. The record is from RefSeq and is a predicted model, not a curated record. The transcript is spliced from 7 exons. The coding region runs from base 70 to 1311 and encodes 413 amino acids. Gene Ontology annotation, cellular component: nuclear envelope.
AUUUUGUUUCAAUGUUAAGUGAUUUAUUAAUUUUUAAUUGUGUAAUUUUUUUUAAGCCUGUUUAAAAAAAUGGCAUUUGAUAAAUACAUUUAUCUAUUUAUUUUAUUAAUUAUUCUCAAAGAUAAUAGUGCUCAAAAACAAAGUAAAGUAUAUGAUAUUAGUAUAGGAGAAAUAAAAAAAUGUUGUACUGCAGAAGAUAAAACGUAUCCAUUACCUCCAAUGUAUUGUUUCCGUGGAAGUGACAAAAAAAUAUUGAACAUUUUUCAAACCAUUAAGGUUGAUUUAUUAAUAAGCAGAACUGAAGAUUUUGUUAUAUACCAAGCUCCUAAUUCUGAUUUGCUAGAAGAAAAAAUGUUGCUUGAUGAGAGUUCAUUAUCUUUUAAUAAAAUAAUCUCUUAUGUAUGGAGAAAAGAAAAUUUUAACCUAGAUCCAUUUCAAACAUCAUGUUUUAGUAUGAAGACUAAUUCUGAUUUCAGAAUAAUAAUUUCUUCAAAUGUUUUAGAUACCAGAAGACUGGUCAUGUUUAUUUUUGGGUUGGUCCUAUUUGCAUUGUCAGAAAAACUUAGUCAUAAUUCCUUAUUUUAUUAUUUAUGUGGAAUAUGUAUUGGUGUUAGUGCCUCAUUUCUAGUUAUUAUAUUCUUUAUUAGUCGUUUAAUACCCAAGAAAAAAAUGAUGUUGGGAUUCUUAGGUGCUAGUUGUACUUUGAGUUUAUAUGGAAUUCAAAUGUUAAUUGAAAAUCUUAAUUUCAUUUUAUUAAUGUACUAUCAAUAUGUCAUUGCAUACAUAUUGUUUGCUAUUUUUAUAAGUUUUGUAGUUUGCUACAGAUAUGGACCUGUUACUAAUCCUAGAUCGAUGGACAUUAUAAGAUGGACUUUACAAGGAUUUGGAUUAUCUAUGGUUACUAUGUGCAGUUAUCAUUUAGAGGCAAUGGUUUUGGUUGAUGUUUUGAGCAUUUUUAUCUACUACAAAAAGGUAAAAUUUCCUUUGAAAUUAUUCUCCAAUAGCAAGCCUAAACUGAGCUUAUUAACUGAAGAUGAAUAUAUUCAACAAGGGAUGUCUGAAACACCAAAAGCUCUUGAAGAUUUACGCAAAUAUUGUAGAAGCCCAAACUGUGACGCUUGGAAAGUUAUGAGCAAGCUUCGAGACCCUAAAAUGUUUGCUGAAUUUAUUGAAACUUCAGUACAUGUAAGUGAUGAAGCAAUUGAAGAACAUGAAAAUGAAAUUAAAGACGAUUCUGAAAGUGAAAUUGAUGAUAGUUCUAUGGAAGGCAUAGAAGAAAUUAAUUACACAAGUGACAGUGAAAAAGAAUAAAAUGAUAUCCAGUUUUAGUUAGUCUAGUUAUUAAAAAAAACAUAUUGUAAUUACUUUAUUGUGUGCAUAAUUAUUUAUAACUAUAAGUGUUUUUUUUUUAAUGUCAAAGGAGUGAAUUUUUUUGUAUGUUGGCUGAAAUGUAAAUAGAAUUUUUUUUAUAAUUA